Molecule: messenger RNA, 465 nt
Organism: Acaulospora colombiana
Lineage: Eukaryota; Fungi; Glomeromycota; Glomeromycetes; Diversisporales; Acaulosporaceae
Source: the annotation of a GenBank genome assembly
AUGGCAACAAACCAAAGAGUCCGAAAGACACGAUCCAAAGUAAAUAGUGUUGGACGCCAAUUAAUAGAUUCAAACCCCAUUACGGCAUAUCUGAUUGAAAAACUUCAUCUGAUAGGCUAUCAAUAUUACAAUGACAAGGCAACCUCUUUCGCAGAACUCCGUGUUGAGGGUAUUACCCGAAGAUUUUGGGUGCAUAAAGAGUUCCUUGUUCUUCAGUCAAAUUUCUUUAGCGAAAUCUUUAAAAAUCGCGUCAAGAAUAACAACGAACCAAUCACUAUCACUGUUCCAUCCCCCGGAACGUUCGAGUCGAUCCUCGAAUAUUUAUACGAUGGGAACGAUGAUAAGUGGUAUGAUACCUUUACACCAGAGAAUUGGCACAGCGUCUGGGAGAACAUCAAAUUCCUUGGGCUGGGUGCAAAAGCUCAUGCCAUUUGCAUUUCGUUCUGCGAGAACCAGAUUAAUUAA